This is a messenger RNA of Caenorhabditis briggsae, 132 nucleotides long. The record is from RefSeq and is a predicted model, not a curated record. The transcript has 2 exons. Lineage: Eukaryota; Metazoa; Nematoda; Chromadorea; Rhabditida; Rhabditidae. The coding region runs from base 1 to 132 and encodes 43 amino acids.
AUGGUUUCUAACCAACCCAGCUCAUCCAACUCGGCGCCGGAUACCCCUUUCAUCGUCUUUGACGAAGACUAUGUAAGCGAAUUGCGAGCACGGUUUAUUGAUCGAAUCGAUCCAGCAAGGUCUACCCUGUGA